Messenger RNA from Fusarium graminearum PH-1, 2634 nucleotides. RefSeq lists its product as uncharacterized. The coding region runs from base 428 to 2044 and encodes 538 amino acids. Gene Ontology annotation, cellular component: ribonucleoprotein complex; cytosol; Ubp3-Bre5 deubiquitination complex. The record is from RefSeq and is a predicted model, not a curated record. Gene Ontology annotation, molecular function: mRNA binding. The transcript has 4 exons. Gene Ontology annotation, biological process: ribophagy; protein deubiquitination. Lineage: Eukaryota; Fungi; Ascomycota; Sordariomycetes; Hypocreales; Nectriaceae.
AUUCGAAUCUCCUCAUCUCCCUCUUCUUUCAUCAUCCAUCAACCCGCUUUAGCUUUAUCUCUCCAUCUCUCCAGGGUUUCUUUCCUUUGACGGUCCAUCUCGUCCCCUCAACUCUUCGCCCCUCACGUUUCCACAUCGUCGCCGCCUCUGACCUGCGAACCCUCUUGACCCCGGUUUGUCAUCAGGCUUGUCUUUUUCUUCCUGAUUCGAUACAACUCAACUUUCUCGAGUCUAUCCAACCAUCCUCGACCGAACACGAUCGCUCUUGAGCUUAAAUUCCCAAACUGAGCUCUAUUUCCUUUCAACGUUUUUACGCAUUUGUUUGCCUUGUUGCUGCGAUACAGAGAGCCCACCGAUUGCGCACUCGAUCUAAUUUUCGCUCUCUCGUCACACCCGCUCUCUCAAUCUUCACAUCACAACAGCCAUCAUGGCCUCCAACGGUAACUUUGCCCAACAGGACCAGUAUAAGGAACCUGCAGACCAACAACAAACAGCUCCCGCUACCUCUGCCGCCGAUGGCUCUACUACCGCUGCCGCUUCUGCCAACAGCAACUUGUCCAAGGACGAGGUUGGCUGGUACUUCGUCGAGCAAUACUACACCACCUUGAGCAAGUCACCCGAGAAGCUCCACCUCUUCUACGGCAAGCGCUCGCAAUUCGUCUACGGUCGCGAGGCCGAGCUUUCUACUGUCUCCGUAGGCCGACAGCUUAUCCAAGAACGAAUCAAGGAGCUCGACUUCCAAGACUGCAAGGUCAGGGUUUCCAAUGUGGACUCGCAAGCAUCCUUUGAAAACAUUGUCAUCCAAGUGAUCGGCGAGACCUCCAACAAGGGUGCCGAGCCCAGGAAGUUCGUCCAGACCUUUGUCCUCGCUCAGCAGCCCUCCGGCUACUUCGUUCUGAACGAUAUCCUGCGAUAUAUCGACGAGGAGACCGAGGCCGAGGCCACAACUGCCACCGAAGAGGCCCCCGAGAAGGCUGCUGAGGAGAUUGCUGUCCCUGCCACUGAGGAAGCUGCACCUCCUGCCGAGCCUGAGGCACCCCAGUCUGUUGAGGAGACUCAAGAGGAGGCUCCUGCUCAACCCCUUGAUCCCGAGGUUGUUGACCAUAAGUUGGAGGAGGUUUCCACUGAUAAGGACAGUGUGACUCUUAAUGGCAGCGCCGCCGAGACUUCGGCCGACGAGGUUAAGGCCCCCGAGGUCAAGCCCGAAGCUCCUGCUGAGACUGCCGACCAGGCUGCUAAGGAACUGGCUGAGGAGGAUGUCAAGGAGGCCGAGAAGCCCAAGGACCCUAGCCCUACACCUGUAUCCAAGCCCGUCGCUGCUCCCCCUGCCGCUCCCGAGAAGCCUGCCGGUCCUCCUAAGCCUAUGACCUGGGCCAGCCGAGCUGCAGCCGCUCUCCCUCGACCCGUCGUUCCCCUUUCCAAGACACCUACUCCUCCCGUAAACCAGAGCCGCGCUCCUGCCCCCGCCGCUGCUGCCCCAACUUCUCAGCCCGCUGCCGCACCGGCUUCUACUGCUAACGCCCCUGCUGCCGAGGCUGCUCCUAAGGAGGCAGCCGGAUGGCAGACUGCUGGCAGUGACUCUAAGCGACAAAACCGACCUCAGUCUGUUUCCGGACCUCCUCCCACCGAGAAGGAGGGUACUCUCGGAUAUGUUAAGUACGUGACAGACAAGGUUCAGGAUGCCGACCUCAAGAACGCUCUCGCCGCUUUUGGCGAGUUGACCUACUUCGACAUCAACCGUCAGAAGAACUGUGCCUUUGUUGAGUACAAGACCCCCGAGGGCUACCAGGCCGCUGCCGCUGCCAACCCUCACACCGUCAACGGUGAAAGCAUCGUCGUUGAGGCCCGCCGCCCCAAGGCCAACGCUUACGGAGGAACCAGCUACGGUGGUGGACGAGGCCCAGCUCCCGGACGUGGCCGUGGAGGUGCUGAGGGUGGCCGAUCUGGUGGCCAGGGCUCUCGUGGCAACUUCUCUGGUCAGAACCGUGGCCGCGGUGGUGCUGCUCGCGGCCGUGGCGCUGCUGCCCAGCCCCAGAACGCUUAAGCAACUGCGAUCAGCAUAUAUAAUACGGCAAACACGAGGCCCGUCUCGAUGUUUGUCUGAAAGCUGUGCAGUACAGUUACUACAGCCUUGAGGCGUAGUCAUCUCUUUACCCAUGCAUGGCAUACCUAAACAAUAUCAAAGUCUCGACAUCAGGAGGCGAAAGCGGAAAGUAAGCUCAGCAGAUAGGUGGCACGGCAAGGGGAGGCGGAGUUUGGUAUUCCCUUUGGGAGGAAGGAUGGAGUUGGGAAUCUGGAGUCAUGAUUGUUCGUUUUUCAGUUUCGGUGGUUUGCGCGCUGCAUCUGCAUCUGAUCGUUCCAGCCGGUGAUUGGGUUACGGAUUUCAGCGAAAAAGGGGAAAAGGUCCAUGGCUGGGAGCUUUGAUUUGGCAUCAUUACCUUCUAAUGACCGUGUAUAUUCUUACAAAAGCGAAUGGACGGGCGAUAGAGGCUGCACCCGGAUGGGCAGAGGAACAGUGAUGAGUACCAGGAAGAGAUAGUGAUGGAAAUCAUGUUGGAAGUCCAGGCCUGCAUCGAAGGGCCCAACAGGGACCACGUUCUGUACUUUUUACUGUGCAAGUAAUGAUUAGUACCU